Leptonychotes weddellii (Weddell seal) is the source of this 5220-nucleotide messenger RNA. NCBI's taxonomy places the organism in Eukaryota, Metazoa, Chordata, Mammalia, Carnivora, Phocidae. The record is from RefSeq and is a predicted model, not a curated record.
GGCAGCAAAUUUGGGAGAUGGAAGCUACGGUGGAUAAAGACAAGAGCCAGCCUAACAUGCUUUUUGUUGAGAUCCCUGAGUAUCGAAACAAGCACAUCCGUGCAUCGGUGAAGGUGAACUUCUACGUCAUCAAUGGGAAAAGAAAACGAAGUCAGCCUCAGCACUUUACCUACCACCCAGUCCCAGCCAUCAAGACGGAGCCCACCGAUGAAUAUGACCCCACCUUGAUCUGCAGCCCCGCCCACGGGGGCCUGGGCAGCCAGCCUUACUACCCGCCACACCCGAUGGUGGCUGAGUCGCCCUCCUGCCUCGUGGCCACCAUGGCACCCUGCCAGCAGUUCCGCUCGGGGCUCUCGUCCCCCGACGCCCGCUACCAGCAGCAGAACCCGGCGGCUGUCCUCUAUCAGCGGAGCAAGAGCCUGAGCCCCAGCCUGCUGGGCUACCAGCAGCCGGCCCUCAUGGCCGCCCCCCUGGCCCUGGCGGACGCCCACCGCUCCGUGCUGGUGCACGCCGGCUCCCAGGGCCAGAGCUCCACCCUGCUCCACUCCUCCCCGGCCAACCAGCAGGCCUCGCCGGUGAUCCACUACUCGCCCACCAACCAGCCGCUGCGCUGCGGCAGCCACCAAGAAUUCCAGCACAUCAUGUACUGCGAGAACUUCGCGCCCGGCCCCGCCAGGCCCGGCCCGCCCCCCGUCAGUCAAGGCCAGAGGCUGAGCCCGGGGUCCUACCCCACGGUCAUUCAGCAGCAGAAUGCCACCAGCCAAAGAGCCGCCAAAAAUGGACCCCCAGUCAGUGACCAAAAGGAAGUAUUACCCGCAGGAGUGACAAUUAAACAGGAGCAGAACUUGGACCAGACCUACUUGGAUGAUGUUAAUGAAAUUAUCAGGAAGGAGUUUUCAGGACCUCCCGCCAGAAAUCAGACGUAGAAGAUGCCAUUAGCAAGACACCUUCCGUAUCUGACCCCUUGGAGCCUUCCACUGCCCUCACCUUCUGUUUCCUUUACUGUACAUCUCCUGGCCCGGAGGCCACGCGCGGGACAAGGUCCUGGCAGAAAGCUGACUCUCGAUUAAGGAGCUCGCCACCUCUCUGUGUAAACACCAGAGAGAACACUCUGCCUUUUGAUUUUUGUUUUAAAUCCCAGAGAGCAUCUCGGUUGACUUUCCUGGUGUCCCAUCCAAAAACCUUAAGUGCCUGCUGACCAAACACACAAGACAGCACGCUGGAUCGGCCCUGAGAACGGAGUGACCAGAGCUUGGGGCGUGGGCUGGGCUGGGGGAUGGAAGAUGUGGGCCCCUGUGAUUAAACCCCAGCCCUGCGUUCAUUUUUCCAGGUCACAGAUACAGCUCCUGUACCUUUUGAAGGAAAGGAGUUUUCAAACAGAGCCACCCAAGGAACGUGACCCGAGCGAGCCUGGCUUCCGGGCUGAAGAAAAAAAAACCCAGAAGCCGGACCGUCCUCCUUAGGGACCGCCUAGUCCCGGCCACGGUCAGGCCCCAGCUCCCGCCUUAUUGGUCAGUUUUCUCAUUCUGAAGCAAGACUGUCUGGCCCACACAAGAUGACCCGUUAAAACUCAGCGUUAAGUUAUGACAUGUGUCCACAUUUGUUAUUUUUGUCUCCGCUUCAAAAAGCCGGCCCAAGGCAGCUGGAGAGGGGGAAGCUCUCUGGGCCCGCUGCUCUUCACCCCUGCAGGGAGCGGCGGGACUGGGGCAGGGACCCCAGGCUGCGGCGUGAGCACCCGGCCGCUGCAGGCCUGCAACCCAAUGGCUUUCGGCUAGUCUCGCUUGCUUGCUUCCUCGCGGCCGGCGCACUUUCCCAUAAACUGGUGAAGAAGAAUCUCAAGCAAGCAUGUGCAUUGAAUUUUGAGAAGGAAUCCUGGAAGAGCUACAGCAACCAAAGGAAAAAAAGAAACCACGUAAACAGCGCAGGUGUCUUUGUGAAGUGGGAAACGAGGCAAUCGAUGGGCAGGCCUAAGUGUUUCUCUAAGUGGGUUCCCCCACGACAAGGGUUAAACUCCCUCUCUGGCCUAGACUCCGAGUGGGACAACAAGCUCAGGCUUUGGCCCUAAAGUUGAUUUUUGUUUGUUUGUUUGUUUUUAACCUGAACCCAUUUUAAGCGCCCCUCCGUCCCAAAAGACGUGUCUGCAUUAGCUGCUUCAUCCGCCUCGAAGAGAAUCUACCCACGCGCCUGCCUCCGUUGGAAGGAGCUCUGCCCAGACCGGUCGUAUGGUGGUUUUCUGCCCAGGUGUGUCUGCUGUGCACACCGAGUCCUCAAGAGUCUUCCUCCUCUGGUGCAGUUUCUGCAAACACCUAAAACUCUCAAAGGUCUCGGCUGGGGAGUUUUUCGUCACACAGAUGUGUUCCUGUUGGCCUUUAUUGUGGACACCCUGGGACAAGCCAGAGAUUCAUUUUCAGCCAUUUAGUUUCUUCCCCCAGUAAUCCACACAGGAUGUAAAUAUUCCUGGCCCUCUUCGAAAGGCUCUUCUUAGGGAUUUCUCAGUCAACUCUGCUAGGUAGAAGCCGAGGAAGAGAAUCAUGGCCGUUAAGGGCUCGCUGUGGGUUUUCUGAGUCCUGGCUUCCUUGACAAGGUGACCCAGAGGUUAAAUCUUCCCCACAGCUUGGCCAGGAGCCCGAGGCUUGGCGGCUAUGGCCCGGAGGGUCUGGUGCUCCAGAGAGUGGGAGAGAAAGCCCAGGGUGUGACCUUUCAGUGGAGACCUAGCAUUUAGCUUCCCCAACAACUGGGGGCCUCUCUUCAAGCCCAAAGUUUGGCAAAAUGCUCUUCUCUACAACAUGCCAGUAAGAGCUUGACUACUGCAGAGCCUCUGGGAUGUGAAAUUCUCCCUCAUUAGUACAAAGAUUCCUUGUACCAGCAGCUCUGCCUAAAGGAUUUUCUCUCCAGCAAAAUUGACUUCACGGGGGGAAGAGUUAAAGUGUUUGGUUAGUGAUCUGUUCUCACUUGACUGGCUGGGAACCUUAACCUUUUUUUUUUUUUUUUUUUGCACAUGAGGGAAUUUGGCCUUUCCUCAGUUAUCUGAAUGUUUUACCCAAGUGCCUUCCUGCUAUUGUAGCAAAGUCUCUCUGCUUCGUUGUGCCUGGAUGGGGAGAACAAGGGCUAACGUGUUUUCCAUCGAUCUUCCAUCUCUGUCAGGGCAAAGGGCCUCCCGCUAGGUUCAGACUCCUGUACGUACGUGUGCGUGUGUAUGUGUGUGUGUAACGCACACGCAAGCUUUUUCUAAGACCUCCUAGCUGGAUAUUAGAGGAAGCACUUUCAUAAACAACUCUACCAAAUAACAAAGGAAAGAGAAACCAAAGCAUUAGUUUUGAGACCUAAACAGGCGAGAGAAUGUGUAUUAGGAACCGACAGCGAUCAAGAAAGUUUGGUCCGUAACAAAUGCCAGGAGGAAAUUUUGCCAAGAGGAAUUGCUCAUGAAAUAUUUUCAGUCUGGGAAGAGGCAAUAAGAUCCUCUGAGAGAAGGAGAAAAAUAAGGAUGUCUAAGUGGUAAAGAUGUGUGUGUGUUGCACGUGAUAGAAGGAUCUCAGGUCGAGGUUUGCACUUGCUACAUCCAAGGUAAAUAUGUAGCACCACCAACAGGAAUCUGCCCGUGUUGCUGAAUGUAGUAGAUUUCCCAAGUCUGCAAGUCUUCCCGUAUUGUACAAAAAUACUGCUGCUUGAUAAUAUAUAAGAGCGAUCCAAAUUAGCAGGUUAUUAAAUUUUAUUUUCUUAUCUGUAUGUUUAUGCUUUUUAUCUGUCCUGAAAAUAUCACACCCCACCCCCUGUUAGAAUUAGAAACUAUUUAUAAAUGGUUGAAAUCUUUUUCAAGUGUUUCUUUUUACAUAUGUUGUUGAUUUUUGCCCCCUAAGGGAAAUGAUGUAUUCUUGAAAUUGUGUGAUUCAUGCUAGCAAAAAACAAAACAAACGAAAACCAAACCAAAAGAAAAACCAAAAACCCACCUCCGAGUCUGUCAGCCACCUGAGUCUUAGAAGAAAGCGUCUCUGGAGACAGAGGGAUGGUUUUGUGGAAGAAGGAACGCUCUCAUGGUUGCUUAAGAGGACAUGGACUUCAGCUCUGAGCCUUCGUCUGGUCACGGAGGAGAAUUGUAAAGUGUUGAGAUCCCCCAAAGCAGUAGCCUAGGAGGUGAUUUUGAUUUAGAAACAAAACUGCCUGUGUUGUAAUGGGAUUCUGGAAGAGUUCAUGUUCACGUUCAUAGAACCCUCAGUGCAGGCUCAUGUUUACAGAGCUGACCAAAUCCUGGUAGAUAACCCCUCGUACACAUUAUUCAAAGGACCUGCAGAGUUUUCCAGCAGAGACGCACCCUAGAUGAAUCGGGUUGAUUUCUUCUAGAAGCUGGGAAACACUGAUGUGGCCUUUCUUGUUUACAUCCAGGAGCCAAGACGUCGGUCUCUGGAAGCCAGCCUUGGCCAGUGUGGGAGCGGUCACAUUUAGACAGAUUGGAAGCUGAUGUGUUCUAGUUGUCACUUGGAAAUAAAGGGAAGGCUGAAUGUGUUUAUUUUCAUGUCAAACACUUUCCAAGUGCUUUCUAUUGUUUGGAAUUGAAAGUCUGUCAGAGGUCCGCUUAACAGUUUUGUUCGCGUUUACAAGAGGCAUGGGGGUUGUGACGUUCUUGACAAGCUGGGGUAAACUUUCCCGCACUCAUUUUUUGGAGGGAUAACCCUUUAGCAGGUACCCAACACCUCCUAACCUCCCUCAGAGAUGGUCCCUAAGCAAGCCCCUCUGAAAAGGAGAUGGGGUGCUGGGAAAAAAACAUUGAACACUCGGCCUUGAUGCAUCUGUUAGCAGACCAAACACCUGCCUGGCUCAGGGUUUGGAUGCACUGGAUGCAUUGGAUGCAAAGCCGUGUCCAGCAGAGCAGGUCCUUUCAGCAUCGUGAUUGGCGUAAGCAGACAGAGGCUGUGGUUAGGACGAGCUUAGCAUCCCGAGCAUCUUGUCAAAGAACCUUACUCCCUUUGCCUCUACAGCCCUCACAGGGGAGAAAAUGUUGACAAUGCCCUAAUGAGUUCUCCAACGAGUAGAAUGUUCUCCAACAGGGUGGUGCUGGAAGGCUUAGGUUUUGAAAAUCUUGACUGUUAAAGAAGUUUGAAUACAUCACAUUCCUAUGCAAAACGUUUUUAAUCUCCAGUUUAAUGUAGUUUAUUUUUGCUAUAUGUAAAGUAUUUUUAUACGGCUUGUAUCAUGAUAGUUUAGCAAUAAAACAGUUGAAAGAAA